UCAUUAUUAUUCGCGUCUGCCCCAAAAGAAGAACCGUCAACCUGUCACUGGGGCCCAUAAUCUCCACCUCGCCAACUUUAAACUAUAAAAAAAUUCAAUCUCUCUCUCUCUCUCUCUCUCUCUCUCUUUCUCUCUAACUCUGUAGCAACAACGAAGAAGAAGGAAGGAGGAGGAAGACGAAGAUGGGUGUUUUGACAACAGGAAUGGGCGGCGAUUCACUGAGCCUCAGAGCAGCCAUGAUGAGAGAGUCACUGCAAAAGAGCCAAACCAUCACUGACAGCGUCGUCUCCAUUCUCGGCUCCUUUGACCACCGCCUCUCCGCCCUUGAAACCGCCAUGCGUCCUACCCAGAUUAGAACGCACUCUAUCCGGAAAGCACAUGAGAACAUUGAUAAGACCUUGAAGGCUGCUGAGGUUAUACUGGCACAAUUCGAUCUUUCUCGCCAGGCUGAGUCCAAAAUCCUUAGAGGGCCACGUGAGGACUUGGAAAGUUAUCUAGAAGCAAUUGAUCAGCUAAGAAGCAAUAUACGGUUCUUUAGUAGCAACAAAGGCUUUAAGAGUAGUGAUGGAGUUCUCAGUCAAGCAAAUAGUUUGCUUGCUAAAGCUAUUUCAAAGCUUGAAGAUGAGUUCAAGCAGCUGCUGUUGUCUUACAGCAAACCUGUGGAGCCUGAACGCCUUUUUGAUUGCCUCCCAAACUCGUUGCGGCCAUCCUCAGGGUCUCCUGGUGAUUACAGUGGCAAGAAUCCAUCCAAUAAUCAUGCUGAACACCACAACAAUAGCUUAGAAAAUGCUGUUUACACACCUCCUACUCUAAUACCACCACGGGUUCUUCCAUUGUUACAUGAUUUAGCCCAGCAAAUGUUUCAAGCUGGUCACCAACAGCAGUUGCUAAUAAUUUACAGGGAUACUCGUUCGUCAGUUUUGGAAGAAAGCCUUCACAAAUUGGGGGUCGAAAAACUUAGCAAGGAUGAUGUUCAGAAAAUGCAAUGGGAGAUUUUGGAGGCCAAGAUUGGGAACUGGAUUCAUUACAUGCGUAUAGCUGUCAAAUUACUGUUUGCUGGUGAACGGAAAGUUUGUGAUCAAAUGUUUGAAGCCUUUGAUUCUCUCGGUGACCAAUGUUUUGCUGAAGUUACCAGAAGUAGUGUCUCAGUUCUACUUAGUUUUGGAGAGGCAAUUGCUAACAGCAAGAGAUCCCCGGAAAAGUUAUUUGUACUUUUAGACAUGUACGAGAUAAUGCGGGAGCUGCACUCUGAGAUUGAAACGAUCUUCAUAGGUAAAGCUUGUGCUGAAAUUAGAGAAUCAGCGUCAAGCUUGACAAAACGGCUUGCCCAGACCGCGAAAAAGACCUUCGGUGAUUUUGAAGAAGCAGUUGAAAGGGAUGCAACGAAAACUGCUGUAUCUGAUGGCACCGUCCAUCCUUUGACAAGCUAUGUGAUCAACUAUGUGAAGUUUCUUUUUGAUUACCAAUCAACCUUGAAGCAACUUUUUAAAGAAUUUGAAAAUGGAGAUGAAGGUGGUUCACAAUUAGCCUCUGUCACUAUGCAAAUAAUGCAGGCUCUUCAGACCAAUUUGGAUGGGAAAUCUAAGCAGUAUAGAGAUCCUUCUUUAACUCACCUAUUUCUCAUGAACAAUAUUCAUUAUAUGGUCAGAUCGGUGCGCAGAUCUGAAGCCAAAGAUUUGUUAGGGGAUGAUUGGGUGCAAAGACACCGGAGGAUUGUGCAGCAGCAUGCAAAUCAAUACAAAAGAAAUGCUUGGGGGAAGAUUCUGCAGUGCCUCUCCAUUCAAGGCUUGACCUCAUCUGGUGGUGGUAGUUCAGUAGCUGGUGAUGGAGGAAGCAGUGGAGUUUCACGAGCAAUUGUUAAAGAUAGGUUCAAGACGUUCAAUAUGCAAUUUGAGGAGCUUCAUCAAAAACAAUCUCAGUGGACAGUUCCUGAUACUGAGUUGCGAGAGUCACUGAGACUUGCAGUAGCUGAAGUCUUAUUGCCUGCCUACAGAUCUUUCAUAAAACGUUAUGGGCCUCUAGUUGAGAGUGGGAAGAACCCCCAAAAGUAUAUCAGAUACGCAGCAGAGGAUCUUGAACGAAUGCUGGGUGAAUUCUUCGAGGGCAAGAACGUGAAUGAACCCAAGCGGUAGUUUUGCCCUGUCGUGCUCUCUCUCUCUCUCUCUCUCUCUCUCUCUCUCUCUCUGUGUGAUUAUUAACCCAAUGAUGUGUACGAUCGGCUCUGGUAUCGUAUGGACUGUUCGUUGCCCUUGCCGGGGGGGUUAGAGGCUAAAUCCCUGCAUGCAUGGUCUCAAAGUAUUUCUGUUUAGGUGGUAAUGAGCUCAGCAUCUCUCAGUCUUCUAGUUGCUGGAAUGGCUUGGGAAAAAGAAAAUAAAGAUCAGUAGAUUUUGGUUUGGUGUUAAAUGACAUACUGAAUAAGAGUAGAUGUCUAUCUUUGCACAUAUGCUUGUGUAGUCCCUGCCUUCAUGGCCUGCCGGUUUUCCGAGUUUAUAUUUGUAAUUUGAUACAAGUGGGUAGUCCUAGCGAAGCUGUUGCAGCCUGAAGUAGGGUUUUCAAUUUUAUCAAUUCAUUAUAAAAUGUAUUUUUUAAA
Prunus avium (sweet cherry) is the source of this 2590-nucleotide messenger RNA. Its product is annotated as exocyst complex component EXO70A1. Lineage: Eukaryota; Viridiplantae; Streptophyta; Magnoliopsida; Rosales; Rosaceae. Gene Ontology annotation, molecular function: phosphatidylinositol-4,5-bisphosphate binding. Gene Ontology annotation, cellular component: exocyst. The record is from RefSeq and is a predicted model, not a curated record. Gene Ontology annotation, biological process: exocytosis.